Messenger RNA from Caenorhabditis sp. 36 PRJEB53466, 725 nucleotides. NCBI's taxonomy places the organism in Eukaryota, Metazoa, Nematoda, Chromadorea, Rhabditida, Rhabditidae. The record is from the annotation of a GenBank genome assembly.
AUGAAAAGAAAACAGAGAACUUUGUCGAUCCGCACGACGGCGAACUUGACGAGUAGUAUGCGGAGUGAACGGCAGGAGGAGACGUUCGAGGUCACUUCUCCGAGCCCUUCUAUCAUCAGUUUGGUGGGAUACUGACUUCUCGAGCGAGCAGGUUGAAUUGCUGUCAUUUUCAGAGCUCUGAGAAAAUGUCGGCAGAAUCGGCGAAGCCACCACUGGAGAAAAAGAGCGAGAAAAGGACUGUUCAUAUUAGAAAGGAGAAAGUGAUCGCGUACGAUUUGGAGUUGGCGUCGUUGUGCGAAAGAACCUGCGAUACUGCUUCGAUGGUUUCGAUUCCGGAUCUGGAAGACGUCGAAGAGUUCGAGAAGAAGUGCGAGGUGUGUGUCAGAUCUCUUGUACAGUUUCAUUUACGUUUCCAGGCCCCUACAACAGCCGCCGUUCAACUUAUUCCUAUAAAAUAUGUGAGAAAGCGAACUUCAAUUCCGAUUCGAGCCAAACUGGUGCGUGACUUUGAUCCAGGAGACGCCACUUCCGCCCUGAAAUCUGAUAAGGAAAAGAAGGAAAAGUCGAAGAUUGAAGUGCAAAACACGAAAGGAGCUCAUCAAUCGGAAGGAUCCGUAAAGGAGAGGAAACCGGAAAGUUCAGAUAAAGAGAUCGUCGAAUAUAAUCUGCAGACGCACAUGUUCUCAAACUUCUAUCACGCAGUCAAGAAACGAUUCUGGCCUUAA